Messenger RNA from Fusarium mangiferae, 849 nucleotides. RefSeq lists its product as uncharacterized. The record is from RefSeq and is a predicted model, not a curated record. Lineage: Eukaryota; Fungi; Ascomycota; Sordariomycetes; Hypocreales; Nectriaceae. Bases 1 to 849 code for a protein of 282 amino acids. The transcript has 2 exons.
AUGGGAAUUGCUAUGCGUUUCCUUCCCGGCACUCUUCUCGAAGUUAUCAGAAACAAGGACUUCCGAACUUUGUUCUCACCAUCCCGCUUCAAGGAUGUUUGGUUCGGCAACUUCUGGGCGUUCAUCGGGCCGCAGGUAAAAGCCAAUGCCGAGAGCCGUGUCAUUCCAUUACUCGAAGGCCGUGUGAGAAAUGGCCAUAUGGGAGACGAAGUUGUUGGAGAGCCCAUUAACGGCGUUGUUCUUGAGAUCGGUGCGGGAACCGGAAUGUGGGCGGAUGUGUUUGCCAAAGUCAACGUUGGAGUGAACAACCAAGGAGAUGUUGAUGGAGAAUUGAGAAGAAGAAAAGGAGGCAACGGGUUGACUCGUGUGUAUGGCAUUGAGCCAAAUCCCAAGUCUGCGGCAACCCUGCGGCAACGAGUGAAGGAGAUUGGCCUUGAUGGUAUUUAUGAGGUUGUCCCCGUGGGCAUUGAAUCUCUCAACGAUCCGGAGUCGUGGGAUGGGCGCAUUGAGCCAGAGAGUGUCGAUUGCAUCGUCACAAUUUUGUGUCUCUGCAGUAUUCCUGAGCCUGACAAGAACAUCAAGCUUCUGUAUCAGAGUCUCAAGAAAGGCGGUCGAUGGUAUGCCUAUGAGCAUGUGCGCAUCAAUGAGAACAGGGGCGUCCUCUUGCGUGCCUAUCAAUGGGUUACUGGUCUUGUGUGGUCACAGGUCAUGGGGUCGUGCCGCAUUUGCCGAUCGACGGGGAAAUCCUUAAGAGAAGCCGGGCCAUGGGAGAAGAUUGACCUAGCACAGCCUGAAGGAGAGGCAAGAUUUGGCAUCCUUCCCCAUGUUGUUGGAACAUUAACCAAAUAA